AUGACAGUUGUUGUGUUGUUGACAAAAGGUUCGAAGGCAAUCAAUCUUCGUCUCCAUGGGAUAUACCUGGACCCUCUUCACUUGCGGCUAUUCUGGAUACAGUUUUUACAAGUUCUGACAGCCAGUCGAGGAAUGAGGAAAUGGAUUGUGACCCCCUCUUUGCCGAAAGUGACGAUGAGGUCGAAGUUCUUCCAGCUG
Iphiclides podalirius (scarce swallowtail) is the source of this 198-nucleotide messenger RNA. The record is from the annotation of a GenBank genome assembly. NCBI's taxonomy places the organism in Eukaryota, Metazoa, Arthropoda, Insecta, Lepidoptera, Papilionidae.